AUGCCCAUGGACCAGUCUAUCUCAUCUCCAUUAUUUCCCAUGGAAAAGGAUAUUGAUGUUCCCCUUGAUGCUACACCCCUGGCACAGAGUUCAUCGUUGCAAAUUUUUAUACAUUUAGCUGAACCAGUUGUUUUUCUCCAAGGCUUCGAUCCUCAGAGAACGGAAUAUCCCUCGGUUGUUCUUCGAGGUUGUCUAGUGGUUAGAGUACUGAAACCCACAAAGCUCAAAAGCAUAAAUCUUUCAUUCAAAGGGUAUUCCAGAACCGAAUGGCCUGAAGGUAUCCCACCUAAAAGACAAGAGUUCGUUGAAAUUAAAGAUAUUGUAGACCAUACAUGGGCUUUAUAUCCGCCAACUGAGCAGAAGAGCAAGAAAAAGAUGGGGGCUUCCGCACCUAACGAUAGCAACAAUGCAGCUAAUAAUUUUUUGAUGAAAGAAAGUGGUGCCUCUCUUUAUAGAACGUUGUCAGAUAAUGAGACUUUAACAAGCAGGAAAAAUUCCAUAUCAGGUUUAUCCUCAUUGAACUUAUCGCCUCUAGGUACAGCUGGAAAUUCUUCCGUCAACGUGAGAGAUAGAGAAAGUAGACAGAGAUCUAGAUCUUCCUCGGUCACUUCUUCCAAUGGACCUUCAAGAAACUUAUCUCCGAUAAAUUUAUUGAAAAGAGCCACUUCUCCUUCCGUGUCUCAUCAUAACUACAAGCCUACAACUACUUCCAUCUUUUCUGACUUGCUAAGCAACACCUUUACCCAUAAUGACGGAGCAUCUCAUCAUAAUCAUCAUACCCCUGCCAGUAGCAGCCAUCUGGCAAUGACAAGCAAUAACUUCACCAGCGGGUCUGGAGGAGAAUUUUUUGUCUUUCAACCAGGUGACUAUGUUUAUGCUUUCGAAGAACUAAUUCCUCAAGUAUUCCCAGAAUCCAUUAAAGCUGAUUUCGGGUUUGUGGAAUACUUCUUAUUUGCCAGCAUAGAGAGACCUGGUGCCUUUAAAUCGAACAUUAGCGCCCGCCAAGUGGUUAAUAUUGUACGGACACAGGCUCAUAAUUCCGUGGAAGAAAGUGAGCCAAUCAUCAUAUCUAGAGAUUGGGAAAAUCAAUUAUAUUAUGAUAUUGUUAUAGCGUCCAAAGACAUUAUUCUAGAUGCUUUUCUGCCUAUCACAUUCAAAUUUGCUCCCCUUGAUAAAGUCACAUUGCAUAGAAUUAGAAUUUAUGUGACAGAGACAAUGGAAUACUAUUGUAGGGAUAAGAAAGUUCAUAGGAUGGAGCCCACCAAGAAAUUCCUAUUAACAGAACAAAAAGGUCCUAAAUUACCUAAUUUGCCCAAUGAUGCAAAUUUGUCAAAAGCCAAAAAUAUGGGGAACCUUUUGCAGGAUCCGAAGAAUGGAGACUUAGUUAACAAAGAGUAUGAGUACCAAAUUUUCAUUCCGAGUCGUUUCAACAACCAUCAGCAACUACAUCCAGACACUUCAUAUGAAAAUAUCAAAGCGAACCAUUGGAUUAAAAUAUGUCUGAGACUGUCUAGGGUAGUAGAUAAUAAAAGAAAGCAUUACGAAAUUAGUAUUGACUCGCCAAUACAUGUUUUGCAUAGAUUGUGUUCACAUGCAAAUACUCUUUUACCGAGCUAUGAUGGACGUACUACUGCCCCUCCAAAAGAAAUAGAUUCGUCAAUUUCUUCAAUACUAGAAUCCUCAGAUGAUAAUGUAAGCCUAUACCAUAACUCUAAUAUUUUCUUUCCUAAAGAAGUUCUUUCGUCGCCAGUACUUUCGCCCAAUGUCCAACCUUUAGACAUUUUAAUCCCACAUUUACCUUCCACUUCAUUGACCAGAAACUCGAAGCAAUUUAGUAGGAAUUCAAAAUCUCAUCCGAAUGAUAGUACUAUCUUUAAUUCUGCGAAAUUGAAAUCCAAUAUAUAUCAACCGGAGACUUUGCAAAGAGAAUUAGCAUCACCCCAGGCAAUCCCACUCUCCCCAAUAACAUCACCAAUGUCAAAUAUGGAAAUGCCUCCACCAGAUUUUGAUUUUUCUUCUGAUUUUAUAUCUGAUGCUGCGUCUGGAACCACCACAACUGAAGUGUCUUCAUCAGAGUCGAGUAUCUUACCAAGGGAUCCGCCAUCUUAUAAGGAUACUGUGCUGCAUGACAACAAUCAAAAAAGGAGGCCUAAUUCCAAACAUCCAACGCCUCCAAUUUUAAAAGCUUCCUACUCUCAUAAACAUUUAGAUAACGGUACCCCAGAAAGUAUGAAUAGAAAGGAACUGACGUCAAAGGUAGAAGAAAAUAGACACAAGAGAGAGUCCACUCCAAAGAAGAGAGAAUGUAGAGACGUGAAACGUUUAUCAACUCCACAACACGAGGAAAGCAAGGACUCCACAUCCAAUGGGAAUCAGAGCAAAGAAAAGGUCAGAAAAAGAGUAUUGAGCCUAUCAUCUUCACUACAUAGCUCACCAAAUAACAACGGAUUUGCACAUUCAACUUUGGGCAACCUGAGCAAUGAAUCAUUACGAUCAUUGAAUAGAAGAGAAAGUGCUCAAGACAAUUUACCUUCCACAGUAAGACACGACAAUCCUUUUUUCACCGAUUUAAAUCAAAUUCUAAUAGAUGACGAACUCAAAAAUCACGAUAAAAAUGAACUAAAUCGAAAUCCUACGAAUACUUCGAGCACCCCUGCCUCAGCUAGAUCAUCUUUUGACUACUCAGGAGUAAAUAUAAGUAAGGACAAGUUGAACAUGGAACCAUUACUGAGUAAAACGGAAACGUUGACUAAUAAAAUUAAUGACGACUCCUUUUUAAAGUCUAAUGAUUCCUACGUUGAUCUACUUGAACCCUCAGUCAAUAACACGAUUGAUAUCACAGCGCCGUACGCUAGAAAUUCCUCUGCAUGGCAUCCUUCGCAGAAUGAUAACGAUAACAAUCAGUUUUCUCCACUUUUAGGAGGUAACGAGAAUUUCUUGAAUGCAGCCAGUGCACAAAACUCGGCUGAAUCAGAUCAUAAUAAUGACAUUUUUACACAGGGUUCAGGAUUAACGGAAAGCUCUAGGAAUUCCGAUUCAGAGGAGAGAUUCAUUUCAAGACUUUCUUCACCAGAGAAAGUGCUCAUCAAUACGCUAGAUGAUGAAUCUGGACUACAAAGUAUAAAUGAGAGUACUCUUUAG
Messenger RNA from Saccharomyces paradoxus, 3141 nucleotides. It is a transcript of the gene ALY2, whose product is annotated as Aly2p. Lineage: Eukaryota; Fungi; Ascomycota; Saccharomycetes; Saccharomycetales; Saccharomycetaceae. Gene Ontology annotation, cellular component: cytosol; cytoplasm. The coding region runs from base 1 to 3141 and encodes 1046 amino acids. The record is from RefSeq and is a predicted model, not a curated record. Gene Ontology annotation, molecular function: protein-macromolecule adaptor activity; ubiquitin protein ligase binding. The transcript has a single exon. Gene Ontology annotation, biological process: ubiquitin-dependent endocytosis.